AUUGCUUUGGAUAAAACUACAGAAAAUCUGCAGCAGGCCCACCACGAGACACAGCAGCUCAUCCACCAGUGGGAAAACACCAUCAAGCAGAUGAAGCAACGAGAUGCUGAGAUGCAGCAAUGUGCUCUGCAAGUAGCCCAGUCCAACCAGAACAUCAGGGAGAGGAAUGCCACCGUAAUAGAGAAGAAGCAAUUGUUGGACACUCAGAGAAACAACAACAAGGAAAGUGAGAGGAAGAUAACAACGUCCAAAAGUCAGGCUGUGAGGUUGCGGCAGGAUCUGAGGGAGCAGGAGAAUAACUGCACCAGGCUGAAGGAUGAGCUGGAUACUUGCAAAGGCACACUGGACAGAGCAACCUCCGAUGUGGAGUCUGUAAACUCAAACAUAUCCGGAAUAAAGAAAGACAUCCAGGAUAACAAUGACAAACUGAUGAAGGCCAGGGCCUUUAACGUUGCUCUGGAGCAGAAGCUGAGAGUUGUAACUCAGAGCGCCCUCGGUGAGGAGGACAGAGCUGCACAGAUGGACCUCCUCCUCAAAGAUGAAGAACACACAAUCAAGGAGUUGGAUGUCCAGCUGCAUGACUGCAGGGAGGAGUUUUUUUGUCGUAGAGAGCGUUUGCAGGUCCUCAAGACAAAAGAGAAGAAUUCUAUUGCCCAGGUAUCCAGGAGUAAGUCCACCAUCAUCAGCCUGGAGAGCCAGCUCACAAAACUGGAGAGCGAAUUGAUGAAACAGCAGGAGACUACCGGUGAACAGGACAACCUGAUUGCCAUCCUGAAUAAAAAACUGGCACGACUGCAAGGCGAGGUUCACUCUGAUGAAAAAGAAAUUCUGGACAUAAAGGUGGCUGAGCUGACCGGAGCCCUGGAGCAGAAGAGGAAGGCGGCCAACAUGCUUACCAACACGCUGAAGGAGUCUGAGGAUGAUAUUCGCUAUUUGAGGAAAGAGAUGGAGAAGUCGGAGGCUCAAAAGAGAAAUCUGGCCGACAAGGUGGAGGAGCUUAUUCUUCUCCGUUACACCAACGAAAAGGAGCUGAAGAGACUCCGGAUCAUGAAACAGGACAACAUGGUGGAGCACAACGUCAUGAAGCUAGAGGUGAAGCGUCUGAGGGAUCUGCUGUACGACAAGACGGGCAGCGUGCUGUCUCUGGAGAAGAGGAAGCUGAAGCUGCAGAAAGCCAUAAAGGACAGAGAGGAGGAGGUCAAGGUGUACCGAGAAAUGCUCGGCCAGCAGAUGAAGAUCAGUGAGCACGAGAGGCAGAAACUCAGUGCUGAACUGAAUGACAAACUGUCCAAAAUCGACUUGAUGAAGAAACGUUUCGAGAUUGUGAUGCUUUCAAUGGCAGCUCCUGAGGGGGAAAAGGAAGAAACGCAGGCUUACUACAUUACAAAGACUGCACAAGAGAAAGAGGAGCUCAAGAGGAAGGGGGACAGUCUGGAUGCUACAAUCCGCAAGAUGGAGCUGGAAAACAGAGCUCUGGAGAACACCAUCCAGCUGUUCAACAACAGCAACUCAUCAUUUCGCAAAUCCCUCAACAAAGUCAAUGAAUCCAGUCCAGAGCACCAGGAAAAAGUUAAACUGCAAGAGCAGUUGAGGGCGGCAGAAGUGACGCUGAAGUACAAGAAAAGACAGGUCCAAGAGCUCCAACAGGACGUACAGGUUCAUUCUAAUUACAGCCGCCCUUACUAAAUACGUCCUCCUUUAUCUGUGACCUAUCUAUAACACUGCACCUAUUUCCUUUAAAUUGGAAUACAUCCUCCAGAAGUGGCCUAGAAAACGUAUUUCUCCCAAUACAUUCAUUGAUAUUUUCCGAAUAGAACAGAUAUACAACACAAAAGCAUUUGGUCAAUAUAAUAGUGAUGGAACAAUGACAACACCAAGAAAGAAUAAAUACUAGAAAACCACAAACAGUACUCGGACCAAAACGAAGGAUAACAUUAGUCAAAUAAAAAAACAUCAAUAUAUGUAUGAUAAUAAUCAUGACAAAUACUACAACAUAAAGUAUAAGUUGUGUUUCAGUCUGCUGGACGACACUUCACAAUACAGGGUAAAAUUAUUGCUCAACCAUUUUUAAUCCAUAUGGUGUGUGAAGCAGGUAUUUGAGAUUUCCUCUAGGGGAGGGGGUAGCCCACAAUUUAAAGGGGACAU
Molecule: messenger RNA, 2145 nt
Organism: Notothenia coriiceps (black rockcod)
Lineage: Eukaryota; Metazoa; Chordata; Actinopteri; Perciformes; Nototheniidae
Product: coiled-coil domain-containing protein 39-like
Exons: 11
Biological process (GO): epithelial cilium movement involved in determination of left/right asymmetry; inner dynein arm assembly; cilium-dependent cell motility
Cellular component (GO): axoneme
Source: RefSeq, a predicted model, not a curated record